This is a messenger RNA of Pipistrellus kuhlii (Kuhl's pipistrelle), 5619 nucleotides long. RefSeq names its product synaptopodin (gene SYNPO). Gene Ontology annotation, cellular component: stress fiber; nucleus; Z disc. NCBI's taxonomy places the organism in Eukaryota, Metazoa, Chordata, Mammalia, Chiroptera, Vespertilionidae. Gene Ontology annotation, biological process: positive regulation of actin filament bundle assembly; spine apparatus assembly; modification of dendritic spine. The transcript has 3 exons. Bases 188 to 3634 code for a protein of 1148 amino acids. The record is from RefSeq and is a predicted model, not a curated record. Gene Ontology annotation, molecular function: actin binding.
GACGUGGGGGCCUCGCUGACCAGAGAAGGUUAAGGACAGCGUGGGGGCCACCACCCACCAGCCCGGGAAGGCCGGCGUCGGACCCGCCCAGCGCUGUGAGUGGCCGGAGGAAGUUAAAGCUGCAGAGGCCCCAGGAGGCCGGCGAGGAGCUCACACAGGUGGCCUGCAUCCCUGCAGAGGCGGCAUCAUGCUGGGCCCCCACCUGCCACCCCCGCCCCUCGGACCCAGCGAGGGCCGGCCUUCCCCCUGUGCCUUCCGCAUCCCGGACGGGAGCUACCGGUGUCUGGCCUUGGAGGCCGAGGAGAGCGGCGGCGAGGAGAGCCUGCAGGGCGAGGCCGGGCCCCCGGACGUGGAGGAGGACAGGGUGGCCAGCAGGCAUGGGGACAGCUCCAUCUACAGAGCCUCCCCAGGGGCACCAGAGCUGCCCAAGGCCCUGGGCACCCAGCCACCCAGCUUCUCCAGGGAGGCACGGCGGGAGCCCCGGCAUGACACCAGGGCCGGCCAGGACUGGGACGUGGUGAAGGCCCGGCAAGUGACGACAGCCAGCCCCAGCCCCAGCCCUGGCCCCGGCCCUGGCCCUGGGACCAGGGUUCCCCAGAAACCAGCGCUGGGCCGGAGCACGAGCCUCACCGAGAAGGACCUGAAAGAGGCCAAGGCGCGGAGCCAGCAGAUCGCAGCCCAGCUGACCACCCCUCCCAGCUCCAACUCCCGAGGUGUCCAGCUCUUCAACAGGCGCCGGCAGAGGGUGAACGAGUUCACCUUGGAGAGCCACGGCCGGCGGGCACAGAAGCCCAGCCAGGAGUCCCCGAGAGCGCCCUCCUGCAGCCCCACAGGCCAUGCCCCAGGGCUCAGCGUGAGUCCCGCCUCGCCUCCCGAGCCAGGCCCUCCGAGGAGCCCCCCCGGCCACAGCCCGGACCCAGCGGUCUCCAGUCACAGCAUGGAGGGGUGCUCAGAGGAAGCCAGCCUGCUGCGGCACCUGGAGAAGGUGGCCAGUGAGGAGGAAGAGGUGCCCCUGGUGGUCUAUUUAAAGGAGAACGCAGCCUUGCUGACGGCCAAUGGGCUCCAUCUGUCCCAGAACCGGGAGACCCAGAAGAGUCCACCCACCCCGCCUCCAGCUGAGGUCCACAGCCCAGCUCCAGAUGUCAACCAAAACCUGGCCUCCCCCAGUGCCGCACUCAUCACACCAGCUUCUAACGAGAGCCACAACCCGCCAGCCACAGACGUCAACCAGAACCCGGCGGCGGCCGGCACCCCUCAGAGCCUGCCCUUCUCUAGCCGUCAGCACAAUUCCUCGGAGGCUCAGCUCCCAGCGCCCGGCACAGUGCCAGACUCUACACCCAGCACCCAGGGCGCCGGCGGGCAACCCCGGGAGCAGGUGAGACCCAGCACACUCCUAACCGACAAGGUGUCAGCGCCAUCGGCCGCCAGCGGCACCUUCCCCAGAGAAGCGGCUCCCAGCUCCGGGUCCCCGGGCCCAGGCUUCAUGUCCAGCUCCCUGCUCGUCGAUGUCCAGCCCGGCGCCCCAGCGGUGUCAGCAGGACAGGAGACACCGGGGCGGGCGGCGGCCACCACCCCCACCACGCCCACCAAGAUGUACAGUGAGGUCCACCUCACGCUGGCCAAGCCCGCGUCCGUGGUCAACAGGACGGCCAGGCCCUUUGGGAGCCAGGCACCAGGAGGCACUGGCCCGAUGGAGCGGAGCCCCAUGGUAGAGAGAAGACAUCUCGGGGGGAAGGCCCCGGCUUCCCAGCCCCCCAGCAUGGCCGACAGGAGCCCUCGGCCGCAGAGACACGCCAUGUCCCACAGCCCCAUGGUGGAGAGGCGGCCCGUGGCACAGCGCAGCCCCGCCCUGGAGAGGCGCCCCGUGGGGAACUUCACCCCACCCCCCACGUACGCCGAGACCUUGUCCACGGCUCCCCAGGCUUCCCGGGUGAGGUCUCCCCCCUCUUACUCCGCCUUGUACCCCAGCUCUGACUCCAAGCCUUCCCACGUGAAAGGCCAGGCCGUUCCCGCCGGCAAGACAGGGAUUCUGGAGGAGUCCAUGGCCCGGAGGAGCAGCCGGAAAUCCAUGUUCACCUUCGUGGAGAAGCCCAAGGUGACGCCAAACCCAGACCUGCUGGAUCUGGUGCAGACAGCCGACGAGAAGCGGAGGCAGAGAGACCAGGGGGAGGCCGGUGGGGAGGAGGAGCCCUUCGCGCUGGGGGCCGAGGCCUCCAACUUCCAGCAGGAGCCGGCGGCGCCCAGAGACAGGGACAGCCCCACCGCGGCCGAGAACGCCGUCCCCGAGUGGGCCUCCUGCCUCAAGUCCCCGCGCAUACAGGCCAAGCCGAAGCCCAAACCCAACCAGAACCUGUCCGAGGCCUCGGGGAAAGGGGCAGAGCUCUACGCCCGCCGCCAGUCCCGCAUGGAGAAGUAUGUCAUCGAGUCCUCGGGCCACGCCGAGCUGGCCCGCUGCCCUUCGCCCACCAUGUCCCUGCCCUCGUCCUGGAAGUACUCCCCUGGCAGCCUCCGCGUGGCCUCCCGAAGCCCGGCUCGGACCCCGCCCGCCUCCCUCUACCACGGCUACCUGCCUGAGAACGGGGUCCUGCGCCCGGAGCCCACCAAGCAGCCGCCCUACCAGCUGCGGCCCUCGCUCUUUGUCCUCUCCCCCAUCAAGGAGCCAACCAAGGCCUCGCCGAGAGCCGCCUCACCCGCCAAGCCCAGCUCUCUGGACCUGGCGCCCAGCCUGCCCAAGGCGACCGUCCCGCGGUCACCAGCCCUGCCCCGGCCCUCCCGCUCCUCGCCAGGCCUCUACACAGCCUCGGGCCAGGACGGCCUGCAGCCCACUGCCGUGAGCCCCACCUACAGCAGCGACAUCUCCCCCGUGUCUCCCUCCAGAGCCUGGUCUCCCCGCGCCAAGCAAGCCCCCAGGCCCUCCUUCAACACCCGGAAUGUCGGGAUCGAGGCUCAGGACCACCGCGAGAGCCUGCCCACCUCCCCGCCCUGGACGCCGAGCGCGUCCCGGCCUCCCAGCAGCCUGGACGGUUGGGUGAGCCCACGGCCCUGGGAGCCCGGCCGCGGGGGCAGCAUGAGCAGCCCCCCGCCGCUGCCUCCGCCGCCGCCCAUGUCCCCCUCGUGGAGCGAGCGCUCGGUAUCCCCGCUGCGACCUGAGACACGACCUGAGACGGAGGUGCGGCCCCCCAGCCGCCAACUGCAGGCUCUGCUGGCCCGAAACAUAAUCAACGCGGCCCGGCGCAAGAGCGCCUCCCCGAGGCCGGCGGGCGCCGAGAGCCUGGGGCCCUUCUCCCCGCCCAGGGCGCCGCUGCCGCCGCCGCCGCCACCGCGCAUGCGCUCGCCGCAGCCUGCCCGGCCCGGCCCAGUGGCUACCUUCGGGGCCACGUUCGCCCCAAUCCCGCGGAGCCCGCUGCUGGCCGGGCCCUCGCCCUGCGCCAGCCCCCGCAGCCCGCCCCCCGCACCGUCCAGGCCCUUCCCCUAUCGCCGCUCGCCCACGGACUCUGAUGUGUCCCUCGACUCCGAGGACUCCGGGGCGAAGUCGCCCGGCAUCCUGGGCUACAACAUCUGUCCCCGUGGGUGGAAUGGGAGCCUGAGGCUCAAGCGUGGCAGCCUCCCCACCGAGGCCUCCUGCACCACCUAAAGCCUCCCGCUUCCCAUCCCGGGAGGGCUGAGCUGGAAGAGAUCUUAGGAGAGAUCAACCUUAGAUCUCCGCACCACAUCCCCAAAAGAUCUGGCCUGUUUGGACAGCCCCGGAGAUAAGGAGUCGGGGGCCAGAGCUCUGGGCUUGGAGUAGUGAUCCAAGCUUGGGUUCUAGCUCUAACAAUAUCAUUCAGUCCUUGUGCGAACCUGGGAAAGACCCUCUGACCCUCAGCUUUUCCAGUGAGGCUUUGACCAAAGCAAUCUCCAAAAGUCUAAAUGCCACACUCACACACACACCCCUUGGGCCCUGGAAGAGUUGCUGUGCUCCUGGGUUCCAUACUCCUCCCUUCCUUCCUGGCUCUGCUUUCUGGAGUCUGGCAAGUGAGCGGUAUGUUCAGAAGGUCCUAGGCCUAAGUUCCCUGUCCAGGUCCUGGCUUGACCAUCCUCCUUCCUGGCUCCAAGUCCCAGGCAGUAGCAGCUGUUUUCCAUCCCUGCCCAGACAAGCUCUAUUUUUACCACCGUGACCUUUAGUGAGGUCUCUCAGGCCAGCUCAAGGUGCCCCGCUCCUCUGGACAGAAAAGGCAGGAAGAGCCCUCCUCCCAGUCCCUCAUGCUUUUCUCCAUCCCAGCUUAAACUGCAGCCCAAGAAGAGAGCUCUACAGCCAUGAUUUCCCCCAGGCCCAGGUCUUGGGCCUCUAGGAAUGCUAUAGGUGCCUCCAACCCAUCUAUCCCUUCCGGGCCCUUUCACGGCAGCCCUUUCAAAGCUGAGCCCUUUCAGAGUUGGCAUGGAGCUCUCUGCUAGCCUGUGGUUUUACCUGAGAGCCCUGAGUUUGAGGUUGACCAUAUGGAAAGAGGGAAGCAAAGAUUUCCUUGUUAGCGGAUGUAUGCAAGCAGUGGCCAGGAUGCACAGAAAAGAUUCUAGUAGAAAAUAGAUUGGCUCAGAUGACCUCUGAGGGCUCUUCCAGCCCUGAAAUGCAUUCCACAGCAUUAGAAAGGGAAGGAGAGUACAGGUGGAGAAUUGGCUGGGCAGAAUUCAGGGACAGGUGAGCUUGGGUGGGUGAGUGAGAAGUUAAACCAGAGCCAACCUAUGUUUCUGGUUUCUUAGGAAGCACCCACUCUUCAGUUCCAGGCCCCAGAAUCCAUAUCAUACCCAGAUGGGUGGGCACUGUUCUAUCUAUCUCUUUCCCAUUGCACUCUGGCCUAGCUAGUAUCCGGUGCCCAGUGACCUUGUGAAACCUGGCAGCAGGCUCUAGCAUGCCCCUUAAAUCCUGGUGGCUCUGAUUCUAAUCCCCAGAGAGACAUGGGGAGGAACUGGCUAAGUUCCAUAGUUUCCAGAGCUGGCUGGUGAUGCCCUCUAGAGGUUCAGGAUAUUUACUUUAGGAUAUUAAGGGUGGGGUGUUAGAAUUGGCUGAAGAUCAGAGGUGUGUAGGUGAAAGGAUACCAGGAUGUUGCUAAAGAUGAAGGAUAGAGUGUAAUUGUGAGUUAGGGGUAGACUUACCCUAACCCAAACUCACUUGUUAAACCUGGAACCCUUAAGUGAAGCUAGGAGAAGCCGGGGAUAAGGAUGUGAGUAGGGUGCUCUGCAAUAAAGAACUGAUCCCAGAGGGUUCCUAGGGAAUAAGGAUUGGGAACACACACUCUGUUGGUGGGAAGAUGAGGGGAUCAAUGAUGAGUGACCACAUUUACCAAAGUCGUCACCUGCUUCAGGGUCCCUUGUAACAUAGAAGCCAAACUAAGGCCUGUUUCAAAGAAGAGACAUUAUUAGGCCACUGGCUGAGAAGGUGGCAUAGAACAUCUACUUCUCCCUGCAUAUACACAAAGAAUCAGCAGGAGGGCAGCCUUGGAAAGCUGCAGUUCCGUCUGGUUCUUCCCUUGCUUCACUGCCUUCUCCCCCAUCUUCUCCUCUAACCCACUAGAGAUUGCCUGUGUCCUGUCUCUUGUCUCCUAUAGAAUUCAGCUCUGGACCUAAAUAAAUGCUUCCUGAAUC